AUGGCCUCAGCUGCUUCCGUGACCAGCCUGGCAGAUGAGGUCAACUGCCCCGUCUGCCAAGGGACCCUCAGAGAACCGGUCACCAUUGACUGUGGCCACAACUUCUGCCGCGUCUGCCUCAUCCGCUACCUGGAGAUCACCAGCCUGGACCCCGAGGAGCCCCCGACCUGCCCACUCUGCAAGGAGCCUUUCCGCCCAGGGAACUUCCGGCCCAACUGGCAGCUGGCCAACGUGGUGGAGAACAUCGAGCGUCUCAAGCUGGUGUCCCAGAUGGACUUAGACGAGGAGGAUGUCUGCCCAGAGCACGGGGAGAAGGUCUACUUCUUCUGCGAGGACGACGAGACGCAGCUGUGCGUGGUGUGCCGGGAGGCCUGGGAGCACCGCGCCCACACCGUGCGCUUCCUGGAGGACGCAGCGGGGCCCUACCGGGAACAAAUACAGAAGUGUCUUGAAUGUCUAAGAAAAGAGAGAGAGGAGAUUCAAGAAAUUCAGUCAAGGGAAAAUCGAAGAAUACAAGUCCUCCUGACUCAGGUGGCCACCAAGAAACAAAAGGUGAUUUCUGAGUUUGCACAUCUGAGCCAGUUCCUGGAAGAGCAGCAGAACAUCCUAUUAGCCCAGCUGGAGAAGCUGGACGAGGACAUCCUGAAGCAUCGGGAUGAGUUUGAUGUCCUGGUCACUGGGGAGAUCGGCCGGUUCAACGCCCUCAUUGAGGAACUGGAGGAGAAGAAGGAGAGGCCGGCGAGGGAGCUCCUGACGGAUAUCAGAAGCACUCUAAUAAGAUGUGAAACCAGAAGGUGCCGGAAACCAGUGGCUAUAUCUCCGGAGCUAGGCCAGAGGAUUCGGGACUUCCCCCAGCAAGCCUUCCCGCUGCGGAGGGAGAUGAAGAUGUUUCUGGAAAAACUCAGCUUUGAGUUGGAUUAUGAGCCAGCGCACAUCUCUCUAGACCCCCGGACUUCCCACCCCAAGCUCCUGCUGUCCGAGGACUACCAGCAGGCUCGUUUCUCCUACAAGUGGCAGAAGUCACCGGACAACCCCCAGCGUUUUGACCGGGCCACCUGUGUCCUGGCCCAUGGUGGCUUCACAGGGGGGAGACACACGUGGGUGGUGAGUGUGGACUUGGCUCACGGGGGCAGCUGCACCCUGGGCGUGGUCAGUAAGGACAUCCGCCGGAAGGGGGAGCUUCGGCUGCGGCCGGAGGAGGGGGUGUGGGCGGUGAGGCUGGCUUGGGGCUUCGUCUCAGCCCUGAGCUCCUUCCCCACUCGACUGACCCUGGAGGAGCAGCCCCAGCAGGUGCGGGUGUCCAUCGACUACGAGGUGGGCUGGGUGACCUUUGCCAACGCCGUCACCCAGGAACCCAUUUACACCUUCACUGCGUCCUUCACCCAGAAGGUCUUUCCCUUCUUUGGGCUCUGGGGCCGAGGGUCCAAGUUCUCCCUGAGCUCCCAAGAGGAUGCAGCUACCAUGUCCUAA
Messenger RNA from Budorcas taxicolor (takin), 1470 nucleotides. RefSeq names its product tripartite motif containing 10 (gene TRIM10). Gene Ontology annotation, molecular function: protein binding; zinc ion binding. Lineage: Eukaryota; Metazoa; Chordata; Mammalia; Artiodactyla; Bovidae. The record is from RefSeq and is a predicted model, not a curated record.